Messenger RNA from Eptesicus fuscus (big brown bat), 467 nucleotides. It is a transcript of the gene C22H2orf15, whose product is annotated as chromosome 22 C2orf15 homolog. Lineage: Eukaryota; Metazoa; Chordata; Mammalia; Chiroptera; Vespertilionidae. The transcript is spliced from 2 exons. The coding region runs from base 23 to 406 and encodes 127 amino acids. The record is from RefSeq and is a predicted model, not a curated record.
UGUCCCAUGGGUAUUGAGAAGAAUGUGUAUGCUGCUGUUGUUGAGUGGAAUGUUCUAUAUAUGCCGCACUCAAGUUGAAGCAAUCAAGGUGAAGAAACGUUUCCACUACUAUAUUUAUUCAGCUGUUCCAAUGGGAUUUUCUGUUAGCAAAUCUGCUACUCAGGUAUCUGCUAUGUGUAUGGAUGCAAAAGUGGAUGAUCACUUAACGCAAGGGACUGAGAAAAGCAAGUUGGAACCAGUGACUCAGUUAUUUCAAAACACUAAGAAAAUAAGAUUAGAAGACACAAACCAAGAAAACCUUACAAGAGAUAAAGAGACUGGCACAGGAUCUCUUUCCGAGGAAGCCUUGGGUUCAGUAGUUUAUGUUAAAGAAAGUGAUGGAAUAGAAAUGACAGAUGUGGAAUGAAGGUAUUUGUACAUAUUACCACAGAAAUCAAAACUUGCUUUUGACUAAGAGGGCAUAUUGA